Molecule: messenger RNA, 933 nt
Organism: Orycteropus afer afer
Lineage: Eukaryota; Metazoa; Chordata; Mammalia; Tubulidentata; Orycteropodidae
Product: olfactory receptor 4S2-like
Biological process (GO): G protein-coupled receptor signaling pathway
Cellular component (GO): membrane
Molecular function (GO): olfactory receptor activity; G protein-coupled receptor activity
Source: RefSeq, a predicted model, not a curated record
AUGGAAAAAAUUAACAAUUUAACUAUGUUCAUUUUAUGGAGCCUUUCUCAGAACCCAAAUGUGGAAGAAGUUUCUAUUGUGGUGUUUUCUUUCUUCUACACAGCUAUUCUUCUGGGAAACCUUCUCAUCAUACUGACAGUGUAUGGCAAUCUUCUCAAGUCUCCUAUGUAUUUCUUUCUCAACUAUUUGUCUUUGGUAGACAUCUGUUUCUCCUCAGUCACAGCUCCGAAGUUGGUUUUUAAUCUAUUAGUCAAAAGGAUAACUAUUUCCUAUAUUGGGUGCAUGUUGAAACUCUUUGGGGUACAUGUCUUUGGUUCCACUGAGAUCUUCAUCCUCAUUGCAAUGACUUAUGAUCCGUAUGUGGCCAUCUGUAAACCCUUACACUAUAUGACCAUCAUGGACCAGGACAGCUGUAAUAUAAUGUUGCUGGGGACUUGGGUUGGUGGGUUCUUACACUCUGUUAUCCAGAUGACUUUGGUGGUCCAGCUCCCUUUUUGUGAACCCAAUGUGAUUGAUCACUACUUUUGUGAUGUCCACCCUAUGCUCAAACUGGCCUGCUCAGACACAUAUGUUGUUGGUGUUGUUGACACAGCCAAUAGUGGAACCGUCUCCCUGGGGGGCUUUAUUAUCUUGAUAAUCUCCUACACUGUCAUCCUGGUGUCCCUGAGAAAGCAGUCAGCAGAAGGCAGGCGCAAAGCUCUCUCAGCUUGUGGCGCCCAUGUUGCUGUGGUCAUAAUCUUUUUUGGUCCCUGUACUUUCAUUUAUAUGUGCCCUGAUACUACUUUUGCUGUGGAUAAAAUGGUGGCUGUGUUCUACACCAUUAUCACCCCCAUGUUAAACUCCAUGAUUUAUACACUGAGGAAUACAGAAGUAAAAAAUGCAAUGAAGAAAGUGUGGUGUAGGAAGGUAUUCUUGCAGGCUAAUGACAAGUAA